Messenger RNA from Erinaceus europaeus (western European hedgehog), 4560 nucleotides. It is a transcript of the gene MYO1E, whose product is annotated as myosin IE. NCBI's taxonomy places the organism in Eukaryota, Metazoa, Chordata, Mammalia, Eulipotyphla, Erinaceidae. The transcript has 28 exons. Gene Ontology annotation, molecular function: ATP binding; actin filament binding; microfilament motor activity. The record is from RefSeq and is a predicted model, not a curated record. Gene Ontology annotation, biological process: actin filament organization; vesicle transport along actin filament. Bases 323 to 3652 code for a protein of 1109 amino acids. Gene Ontology annotation, cellular component: cytoplasm; microvillus; actin cytoskeleton.
AGGCUGCAGUGCGGGAGUACUCGCAGUCGGUGUCCGGGGAGCGAGCGGAGCCGGGCGGGCGCGCACUGAGCCCGCGAGCAGCGACAGCGACCGACCGCGCCGGCUCGAGCGGCCCCUCGCCCGCCAUGCGCCCCGCCUGCUAGGGCGCCCCCUCCGGCCCCCGCUGCCCUCACCUAGCGCCGCCGAGCCCGCCUGGAUGGAGUCCCGCCCGGGUUCCCAUUGGCUCCCGUGAGCGCUUGGGUGUCGAGAGCCCGCUCCCCGCGCAGCAGCGGACCAACUUUGGAAGCGCGCCCCGCAGCCCGCGUUGCAGCCCGGCGUCACCAUGGGAAGCAAAGGUGCCUUCCACUACCACUGGCAGAGCCACAAUGUCAAGCACAGCGGCGUGGACGACAUGGUCCUGCUGUCCAAGAUCACCGAGAACGCCAUCGUGGAGAACCUGAAGAAGAGAUACAUGGACGACUACAUCUUUACAUACAUAGGAUCUGUGUUAAUCUCAGUCAACCCUUUCAAGCAGAUGCCUUAUUUUGGGGAGAAAGAAAUUGAGAUGUACCAAGGAGCGGCCCAGUAUGAGAACCCACCCCACAUCUACGCUCUGGCAGAUAACAUGUACAGAAACAUGAUCAUUGACAGAGAGAACCAGUGUGUCAUCAUCAGUGGCGAAAGUGGUGCAGGGAAGACAGUGGCAGCCAAAUACAUUAUGAGCUACGUCUCCAGGGUGUCUGGAGGAGGUCCCAAGGUCCAGCAUGUCAAGGACAUCAUCCUACAGUCCAACCCGCUGCUAGAGGCCUUCGGGAACGCCAAGACCGUGCGCAACAACAACUCCAGCCGCUUCGGAAAAUACUUUGAAAUCCAGUUCAGCCCAGGUGGGGAACCAGAUGGUGGGAAGAUCUCAAACUUCCUUCUGGAAAAAUCCCGUGUGGUGAUGAGGAACCCUGGAGAACGGAGUUUUCACAUAUUUUACCAGCUUAUCGAGGGCGCCUCUGCGGAGCAGAAGCACAGCCUGGGCAUCACCAGCAUGGACUACUACAACUACCUGAGCCUCUCGGGCUCCUACGAGGUGGACGACAUUGAUGACAGGCGGGAGUUCCAGGAAACCCUGCACGCCAUGAACGUCAUCGGAAUCUUCGCCGAGGAGCAGACGCUGGUGCUGCAGAUAGUGGCCGGCAUCCUCCACCUGGGAAACAUCAGCUUCAAGGAAGUGGGCAACUACGCGGCCGUGGAGAGUGAAGAGUUUUUGGCUUUUCCCGCCUACCUCCUGGGGAUCAAUCAAGACAGGCUGAAGGAGAAGCUCACCAGCCGGCAGAUGGACAGCAAGUGGGGAGGCAAGUCAGAGUCCAUCCACGUCACCCUCAAUGUGGAGCAGGCCUGCUACACCCGGGACGCGCUCGCCAAGGCCCUGCACGCCCGCGUCUUCGACUUCUUGGUCGAUUCCAUCAACAAAGCCAUGGAGAAGGACCAUGAAGAAUAUAACAUUGGAGUCCUGGACAUCUAUGGCUUUGAAAUAUUCCAGAAAAACGGCUUUGAACAGUUUUGUAUCAACUUUGUUAAUGAAAAAUUACAGCAGAUUUUUAUCGAGCUGACGCUGAAGGCGGAACAGGAAGAGUAUGUUCAAGAGGGAAUCCGGUGGACCCCCAUCGAGUAUUUUAAUAACAAAAUCGUCUGUGACCUCAUAGAGAACAAAGUUAACCCACCCGGCAUCAUGAGCAUCCUGGACGAUGUGUGCGCCACCAUGCACGCCGUGGGGGAGGGCGCUGACCAGACGCUGCUCCAGAAACUUCAAAUGCAGAUCGGGAAUCACGAGCAUUUCAACAGCUGGAACCAGGGCUUCAUCAUCCACCACUAUGCUGGAAAGGUCUCCUACGACAUGAAUGGCUUCUGUGAAAGAAAUCGGGACGUGCUUUUCAUGGAUCUGAUCGAACUCAUGCAGAGCAGUGAGCUACCAUUUAUAAAGUCUUUAUUUCCGGAGAAUCUCCAAGCUGACAAGAAAGGACGUCCAACUACUGCUGGCAGCAAAAUCAAGAAACAAGCGAAUGACCUCGUGAGCACCCUCAUGAAGUGUACCCCUCACUACAUCCGCUGCAUAAAGCCCAACGAAACCAAGAAGCCCCGAGACUGGGAGGAAAGCAGGGUAAAACACCAAGUCGAAUACCUGGGUCUAAAAGAAAACAUUCGAGUGAGAAGAGCUGGUUAUGCUUACCGGCGAAUCUUCCAGAAGUUUCUACAGAGGUACGCCAUCCUCACCAAAGCCACCUGGCCCUCAUGGAGGGGAGAUGAGAAGCAGGGGGUGCUGCACCUGCUGCAGUCUGUCAACAUGGAUAGCGACCAGUUCCAGCUGGGCAGGAGCAAGGUGUUCAUCAAGGCCCCGGAGUCGCUAUUUCUUCUAGAAGAAAUGAGAGAGAGGAAGUAUGACGGGUAUGCUCGCGUGAUACAGAAAACCUGGAGGAAAUUUAUAGCCCGGAAGAAAUAUGUGCAAAUGAGAGAAGAAGCCUCAGAUAUUCUGUUGAACAAGAAGGAGAGGCGGAGAAACAGCAUCAACCGGAACUUCAUUGGGGACUACAUCGGGAUGGAGGACCACCCGGAACUCCAGCAGUUUGUGGGCAAGCGGGAGAAAAUUGAUUUUGCAGAUACGGUGACCAAGUACGACAGGAGGUUCAAGGGUGUGAAGCGAGACCUGCUUCUGACUCCCAAGUGCUUGUACCUGAUUGGACGAGAAAAGGUCAAACAGGGCCCAGACAAAGGCCUCGUGAAAGAAGUGCUGAAGCGGAGGAUCGAAAUGGAGAGGAUCUUGUCCGUGUCCCUCAGCACCAUGCAGGAUGACUUUUUUAUUCUUCACGAGCAAGAAUAUGACAGCUUGCUGGAGUCCAUCUUCAAAACGGAAUUCUUAAGCCUCUUAGCAAAACGUUACGAGGAGAAAACCCAGCAGCAACUACCUCUGAAAUUUAGCAACACGCUUGAGCUCAAGUUGAAGAAGGAGAACUGGGGCCCCUGGAAUACGGGGGGCUCCCGGCAGGUCCAGUUCCAGCAAGGCUUCGGCGACAUGGCCAUUCUCAAGCCCAGCAACAAAGUGCUGCAGGUCAGCAUCGGACCCGGGCUGCCUAAGAACUCCCGCCCCACGAGAAGAAACACCAUUCAGACCAGAGGCUAUGCCAGCGGCCCGCAGAACGCCAACUACCCAACGAGAGCCGCGCCUCCCCCACCCGGCCACCACCAGAAUGGAGUCCUCAAAAACCAGUUUGUGCCCCAGCCCCACGUGCCCGGCACACAGAGGGCGAAUCAGAAGAGUCUAUACACGUCUAUGGCCCGGCCGCCCCUGCCCCAGCAGCAGUCCACCGGCUCUGACCACCGGGUGUCCCAGGCUCCGGAGAGUUUCGACUUCCUCAAGGUCCCGGACCAGGGUGCCGCAGGCGUCCGCAGGCAAACGACCAGUCGGCCCAUGCCCGCGGGGGGCAGACCCAAGCCCCAGCCCAAGCCCAAGCCUCAGGUGCCGCAGUGCAAGGCUCUGUACGCCUACGACGCUCAGGACACAGACGAGCUAAGCUUCAAUGCCAAUGACAUCAUCGAUAUCGUCAAGGAGGAUCCUUCGGGCUGGUGGACAGGGCGACUCCGGGGCAAGCAGGGCCUGUUCCCCAACAACUACGUGAGCAAGAUCUGAGGCACAGAGACUCUGCCCCGGGGUGGGCGAAGGCACGCCGGGCACACGGACCAGGAGGCAACUCUGCGGCUCCCUCCCCGCCGGAGCAAGCCCACGCCUCUCCACGCCUGGACUCACUGUGGCACCAUCCCCACAGAGAGGCCGAGUCGGAGGGGAGAGGUCCUCCAGGAUGGCCUGCUCACCGGAGCCGGGGAGGGCCCAACAGCCGCCCAGCUCACAGUUAUUUAUUCUAUUUAAACCUGGUGAGAGGCCCGCUCAGCCCCUUGGGGCUCAGCCUGCAUCCCCCCGCCACUUUCACCAGGCCCAGGGUGUGGGGGCGGCUGACGGACAAGUGCCUUUAGAUGAAGAGCACAUCCCCCCUUCUCCUCUCUGCCAACGUCCCUCAGGGAAGGCCUGCCUUCUGCAGGUGCCAAGGGCAGGGGGUGACUUACUGGGCCCAGCAGGGUGGGGAAGAGGGGGGCACCGAGCUGGUCUGGGACCUGGGGCCAAGCUGGUGGCCUCGCUUCAGAGCUCUGGUCUUUGUUUGGGAUGGCUGGCCAUGUCAGUUUUGAGUUCAAUGCUGCACCUAUUUUGAGAAAGGAGCUCUUUUUCUUUUUAUUUUUUUCUCCAAGCUGUACAUUUAUUGAAAAUUAAAAAAAAAAAAAACAGAUCUUAUACUGUAUAGUAGGCCGAUCCGCAGAUGGUAGAUACACAUAAGAAUGUGCUAAGUAGUAGACACUGUACUUACUGCUGAGGGAGGUGUCCUCCCAGGACCCUGCAGCAGGUACUUGCAUAUGCGCACGGCCCCGUGUUAGCGCUUUCUAGCUUCAUCCAGACAGCCCUACCCAACCUCGCUCUGGCGGCCAUCUUCAGUUCCCCUCCUGUUGCCCUCCACCACCCUGAGUAAAUAAAGGAAUCAGUGAACCAAA